ACAUGGCGUAUAUAAGCGGUGAAGAAUUUCUUGUAGGCAUGUGAAAUGUGGCCACAUGUUGACAUUUUUGGUUACAAGUUUUUGCAAUAGUACGUUUAUUGUUUGUGUCAUAAUUGUUCACAAAUAACAUAUACUAUUAUAAUAUUGUAGCUUAAAAAUUAACAAAUUUAAUUAUAAAAAUGUCGGUUGUCUCAUCGCGAGUUAGCAAUUUGUCUUCUAUUUUAAAAUCGCCGGGUGUUAGAUCACAAUUGGUGAAACAAUCUAACAGAGUAUAUUUCAAACUUCCAAAAAAUAUAAAAAAUAUACUCUUCAAUUUUGAAAAUCGUAAUGGAAUAAAAGAUUAUGAAGAUUUAAUAUGUACUUUGAGAAAUUCAAAUAUCAAGGAUAUUGAUUUAGCAGACUUUUUAACUGAAGUAAGACAAUGUGUAUCAUUGCUUGGUCCUGUUCAUAAAAUCUUUGUUGAAGUGCUUCUUCAGCUAAAUUGGAUUGAUAGGUCACCAGAAGUAAUAUCUGCUUAUAAAAUCUUUUUAGAAGAUUUAAUGUGUGCACAGGUUUAUCAUGGAAAAUGUAUAAUAGAUAAACUUGUCGAGUUAUUUAAGCCAGCAGAAAAUGAUGAUAUAGAAUGGGAAGCAGGAGAAUACAGAAAAGAAGAUAUAGAUAGACUAAAUCAUAUACAUGAUGUUUUACGUAAAAUCUUAAAAGUUGUACCAAUGUCUAGUAAACUUUUACUACAAUCAGUACGAUUAAGGUUUCCAUAUAUUAUACAUGGUACACAUGUUCAUGAAGUUUAUAUAUAUUCAUUACUUCAAUUAUUAGAAUAUGCUCCACAGUUACGGUCAGAUAUACUAUCUCUAAUUAUUAACAGGUUAAUGGUAUUAGAUGUAAAUAUCCCACGAUCGGACAUAAAUGAUGAAGAUGAAGAUAAUUCAAUGGAAAGCAAUGAUGAAAUUGAUACUAAUACAAAUACAAAUAAUGAAAAUAAAGAAAAUAUAAAGUCAUUACAUCCAAUAGCACAUACUUUGGACGUAUGUAUGGAACAAAUACUUAAAUUUAUAUAUGAUACCUGUUAUGUGAAGGAAGAAUUAAACAUGGAGUCUCUUAAAAAGCUUUAUCUUGAUAUUUUGAAAAUGUUUGAAACAAUAAUAUUACCUACACAUGCAAGUCAAUAUGUGCAAUACAUCAUGUUCUACAUUUGUAGUUUUAAAGUAGCAGUUGUAGAAGCUUUUCUAGACUGGCUUUGGAGGAAAGUAACUGAUCCAAAUGUACCGAUUAUACUGAGACAUACAUCUGUAUCAUAUAUUGCAAGCUUAGUUGCUGCAGCUUCAUUUGUUUCAUCAGGAUUAGUAAAAAAAACACAGUCCAAUUUAGCAAAGUGGAUACAUAAUUAUAUCAAUAUGGAAGAAAAUUCAGAUUAUGUCAGUGAUGAUCCAAUGAAUCAUCCUGUAUUUUAUUCUAUUUGUCAAGCAUUAUUUUUUAUUGUGACUGCUAGACACAAAGAUUUUAUUGGUACAAAAAAUAAUAUGAUGUGUCUACACGAAUUAGAUUUACCUAGAAUUGUAACAUGCAAAUUAAACCCUCUUAAAUCAUGCCAAUCUGAAAUCGUACAUAAUUUUGCUGACGUAUCACGGACGUAUCAAUUGGCAUAUUGUUAUACAAUAAUUGAAAGUAAUUCACGACAUCAAUUACCAAUUAUUCAUGAUACUAAUUCUUGUAAUUAUACGCUUGAUAGUUUUUUUCCAUUCAGUACAUAUACUUUAAAUCGUAGUGCGCAGCGAUUAUCUCAUUUAUUGUAUGAUAAUUCUGUAAGUAAUUGUCACAGUUUCAUGAACAAACAUAGAACUGAUAUUGCAGAAUUUAUGAUCGAUUAAUUAUUUAUUCUUUAGUACAGUAUUUAAAAACAUAUAAAUAUAUUCCAAUAUAUGUGC
Messenger RNA from Vespula pensylvanica (western yellowjacket), 1925 nucleotides. RefSeq names its product RNA polymerase I-specific transcription initiation factor RRN3 (gene Tif-IA). NCBI's taxonomy places the organism in Eukaryota, Metazoa, Arthropoda, Insecta, Hymenoptera, Vespidae. The transcript has 8 exons. The record is from RefSeq and is a predicted model, not a curated record. Gene Ontology annotation, biological process: transcription initiation at RNA polymerase I promoter. Bases 180 to 1868 code for a protein of 562 amino acids. Gene Ontology annotation, molecular function: RNA polymerase I core binding; RNA polymerase I general transcription initiation factor activity. Gene Ontology annotation, cellular component: nucleus.